AUGGUAUCCGACGUUAGAAGGAAAAAGUUAUUAUUCGCUUUUAAGAAAUUCUUCGACGCCGACGAAAGUGGUGCUGUUGAAAAAAAGGAUUUCGAAAAGUCCUUGGACAGAAUUGUAAGGUUACAAGGAUGGAAGGAGAGCGAUGUGGUCUUCAACGUCGCUAAAGACAUCAUGAAUCAGAUCUGGGAAGGUUUCCAAAGCUCCGCUGACUCAGAUAACGACGGAAAAGUAAGCACAGAGGAAUGGAUUAAGAUGUGGGACCUUCAAGACAAAGAGACUUUACCUGAAUGGAACAACUUGUUCUGCAAAGUAUGUUUCCACCUUCAAGAUAAAUCCGGAGAUGGUAAGGUCGACGAAGAAGAGUUUGUGAAGGUGCACGAAGUCUUCGGAGGGCCCAAAGAAGACGCUGUUGAAGCUUUUAAGAAGUUAUCCCAAGGCCAAAGUAGUUUAAGCUGGGAAGAGUUCCAAAAGUUAUUCAAGGACUUCUUCUUGUCUGAUGAUGCUGAUGCACCAGGAAACUAUAUUUUCGGCACAAUUAACUUCCUCAAGGAAUAG
Molecule: messenger RNA, 555 nt
Organism: Leptosia nina
Lineage: Eukaryota; Metazoa; Arthropoda; Insecta; Lepidoptera; Pieridae
Source: the annotation of a GenBank genome assembly